Messenger RNA from Episyrphus balteatus (marmalade hoverfly), 1092 nucleotides. Its product is annotated as probable endochitinase. Bases 163 to 1092 code for a protein of 309 amino acids. Gene Ontology annotation, molecular function: chitin binding. Gene Ontology annotation, cellular component: extracellular region. The record is from RefSeq and is a predicted model, not a curated record. NCBI's taxonomy places the organism in Eukaryota, Metazoa, Arthropoda, Insecta, Diptera, Syrphidae. The transcript has 2 exons.
AAUGAUACUAAAAAAACAUCUUCAAUAUCAAAAAUUUUACGGAAACAAAAAUGCCAUUUAAAAAGGUUAACAAUUCUUCACACAUCAAACUUUGAAGCAGUUCAACUCCUAACUUUCCCCAGAAUAGUUUCUUAAUUUUUUUCUUAAUUAAACUUAUAUAAAAUGAAUUCAACUUUAAUAUUUAAACUAACUUGUCUUAUCGUUAUUAAUUUGUUAAUAAGUGUUUGUGGUGAAUUUUUUGAAGCAUGUGAAGACCAAGAAGAUGGUACUUUCGUUGCUGGUAAUCAAGGAUGCAAAUCCUAUAUUUAUUGCGAGGGUGAAGAAUCAUAUGAGGGAGUUUGUCCAUCACAAUUGCUAUUCAAUACCGAAGAUGGAAGUUGUGCACCGGAAAAUGAAGUUGUUUGUUCAGAUGAUGAGGUUCCAAUAGAAAAUGAAACAGAACCACCACCACCAGAAACAACAACUACCACUUCCGUAGCAGAAGAAAUACCAACAACAUUACGACCACCUCCACAGACAGAGGGCGAAGUUGUUCACCCCGAUUCGGAGUCUACAAAGUCUCCAGGGUCUCUAACUUCUAUUAAAACAAAUCCCACAAGCUUUGCUCCAAUAACACCAACAACAGGAAGUGUCAGUGUCAUUUCAACACCUAGUCCACCUCCUGCUCAAAUUUGUCCCGCUAGUGAUGAUCCACAUGCGGUUGUUCUGCUACCAAGUGAAACUUCAUGUAGUGAAUAUUUCAUUUGCUAUCAUGGAAGUCCUGUACAAAUGGUUUGUUCUGGACAGCUUUUGUUCGAUUAUGUGACAUCUAAAUGUGAAAUACCCAUAAGAGCUAAAUGCAAGGCCACAGUACAGACAACACCAAAUCCAAAAACUCAAUGUGUUCAAAACACUUAUGAUUACUUUCCAUAUCCGAAGAAUUGUAAUUAUUUCUACAAAUGUAUGAAUGGAUUUUUAAGUCUACAACAAUGUCCAAUAGGAUUUGGUUGGAGUGAUGAGAUGAAACUUUGCUUGAAAUUAGAUCAUGGACGAUGCCCAAUAAGAGCAAUAGAUCAGCUACAAAAUCAAUUAUGGUUAAAUAAUAUAGUUUGA